AUGGACAGAUCCUGCCAAGCAAAUGAGCAGCCACAGGGUUUGCCCGAGACGGACGAGGAGCAGCCUCGGGCAGAGCCCACGCCCGAAGAGCCUCAUCGGGAGGAGCUUUGUCGGGAGGAGCCUCGUCCGGAGGAGCCUUGUCCGGAGGAGGAGGAGCCUUGUCCGGAGGAGCUUUCUACCGAGGAGCUGUCUUCGGAAGAGCAAUCCUCCGAGGACGAGUUCUUUCCCGAGGAGCUCCUUCCCGAGCUCCUUCCCGAGCUGCUGAUGUCCGAGGGGCGCCCCCUAGAGGAGCGCCUUUCCGGGCCGGACCUGUUCGAGGCGCGCCCUCCCAUGGAGCAGCCUCCUUGCGGAGUGGGAAAACAUAAGCUGGAAGAAGGAAGCUUUAAGGAAAGGCUGGCUCGCUCUCGCCCACAGUUUAAAGGGGACAUACACGGCAGAAAUUUGAGCAACGAGGAGAUGAUAAAGGUAGCAGAGGAGAUGGAAGAGAUGAAAAGAGUACGAAACAAAUUGAUGAUCAUGCACUGGAAGGCGAGACGGAACCGUCCUUAUCCUAGUUAAUGUGCCCGGCCUUUAAUGCUGGUUUGCCUAAUUUCAGUAUUGCCACUCGAAUCCCUCUCGCCAUCUUCUUAAUUUUAACUUUUUUUUGCAUGGCUUUAUUUAAGGUGUUUCGCUUGUAACUGGUGUAAAAUUGGGCUUCCUUCCCCUCCCAUCUGCAAGACUCCCUAUCAAUCAUGUGUCUCAUCCAUUUGCAUGGAAAGAUGGACAUUAUAUAUUGUGAAGUGAAAAAAGCAUUUUUCAAAAAGUAUAUGUAGUAUCCCAUUUUUGUAAAAAAUGUAUAUUUAUAUAUUAAUAUGCAAAGUAAAACAAAGUAUAUACUUCAAAGGCUUAA
Molecule: messenger RNA, 889 nt
Organism: Myotis daubentonii (Daubenton's bat)
Lineage: Eukaryota; Metazoa; Chordata; Mammalia; Chiroptera; Vespertilionidae
Gene: TCEAL1
Product: transcription elongation factor A like 1
Source: RefSeq, a predicted model, not a curated record